Molecule: messenger RNA, 1615 nt
Organism: Linum trigynum
Lineage: Eukaryota; Viridiplantae; Streptophyta; Magnoliopsida; Malpighiales; Linaceae
Source: the annotation of a GenBank genome assembly
GAUCAACUAAAAUGGGGUUUUCAAUUUUGGGUUCCCAGGUUUCUCGACCCACUUUGUCCAGCUUCUUUUUCCAUUUGCCGCUCCCUUCACCUCUUUAAUCCACUCUUCCUUGGCCAAUUUUAUCACCGCCAUUAAAAUCCCCAACUCCAAUCACCCUAAUUUUUGUCCACGAUUUGAGUUUCCUCUUCAAAUCUUCCCAAUUUUUUAGUGAGGGAGAGGCGAACACUGGGUUUCCAGGUCCAAUCCCAGGUCAUUCGAGCGGUGGCGGAAUUGUUGAAUGAAAGGAUUUGAAGAAAUCGUGGAGCCGGUCUCGAUUUUGGAGUCAACGACAAUGAAGAGGGAGAUCAGUCCACGUCGAUUUGCUUCCGAUGGCUGGAGCUGUUCAAGAUCUGUGAAACUAGAAGCGGCUAGCGGCAACGACGGUAGGCAUAAGAGGAAGGUGAUUCGUCGGAGGAGACGCGGACGAAGGGGCGACGUUGGGGAAGCGACUAGCGGUGCCGGCGGAAGGCAAAAGAGGAAAGUGGUUCGUCGGAUGUGAUGUUUCAUGUAGGGACGACGCUGAGCUGCGACGACGUGGAUGGCGAGGAACAGCGGAGGCGGGGGCGGUGGUUUCUUCUUCUCCUUCGCUCUCUAUUUUGAUUUCCCCAUUUCUCUUAGGACUUGAGAACAGAAGCGGCAGGAUGUUGAAGGUAAAAGUUCUGGUUGUGGUCGUUUUCAGCUUGUCUGUGGCUGGGUUUCGUUCGUCGGAGAACAAGAACCAGAGAAGACAUACCAGAUCUGGAGAAGCAGGGUUUGCCAGUCGCUUGGUUCGUCGAUCGAUAAAAUUAGAGGCAGGGAGUUGGAUCAGAGAAGAUGAAGAAGGGAUUAAGAGAUGGAGAGUUCAUCUCUUUUGUUUUUGUUUAUUUAUGUAAUUAAUAAAAAAAAGAUAACACAUUUUCAAAGUUUUUUUUUUUACUUUUGUAAAUGACAUGUCGUCCUUCUGUCAGUGAAUACUGAGGUGGAAAAGAAAGAAAAGGUGAGUUGGCAGCCAGAUCAUCAUUCCGUUAAUUUGACUAACGGUGUCACUGCACCGUUAAACUAUGUAACGGAAAUGGCUAUUAUUGUCAUUGAACUUUCAAAUUUUUGCCUAUUAUUGGUAUUUCUUCAAAAGUGGCUAUUAUUAUCACGAACGUCAAAGUUUUGGCUAUACAAGUAUAUUUGACCUAAAAUAAUAAUAUUUUAUUCUGCCGAGUUUAGAGACAUCAGCAGGUUCGUGGAAUCAAUGCUGCUGGAUCUGGUUCUGGAAUCUGGAUGCAUCCAUCUAUCUUCUUGUGUCAGAAUAAGGCCGGUGACACGUGUCCCCUUACGGAUGGAUUGUUUUGUUUGUUAUGCUCCGCAGAUGAGAUGCCUCCUCCGUCGGUGGCAAUUGCCAAACGUAAGAAUGAUAUAUGUUUCGUAUUUCUCUGUCACUACCUGAUAGGUAGACCAUAAUGGUAACAGUUGAAAUGAAGGCCUUACCAGCCAGCAAUUUAUCGACAAUUCGACAUGCAGGCAGCGCACUUAGUGCGGGAAAAUGCUUUAUGGUUUGGGCACUUACCCUGUUGAAAAGCAGGAAAAAUGAAAAUGGUGUCGAUGA